AUGGUGUUGCGUGAGUGCAUCUCAGUUCACAUUGGCCAAGCUGGAGUUCAAAUCGGCAAUGCAUGUUGGGAACUCUUUUGUCUAGAGCAUGGCAUUCAGCCAAAUGGCACCUUCAUCGACCAACCCAACAACGAUGACUCUUUUGACACCUUCUUCAAAGAGACAAGCUCUAGAAAAUACGUGCCUCGGGCAAUUAUGGUGGAUUUGGAGCAAACUGUAAUAGAUGAAGUGCGAACUGGAACUUACCGGCAGCUUUUCCACCCAGAACAGCUGAUCACUGGAAAGGAAGAUGCAGCAAAUAAUUACGCACGCGGCCACUAUUCUGUUGGCAAAGACAAAAUUGACAUGACAUUAGAUCAUAUCCGCAAGCAGGCUGAUGCCUGUUCUGGGCUGCGAGGAUUCCUCAUCUUCCACAGCUUUGGUGGGGGUACUGGCUCUGGCUUUACCUCCUUACUGAUGGAACGCCUCUCCAUUGAAUAUGGAAAGAAAUCCAAACUGGAGUUUGCCAUCUACCCAGCCCCUCAAGUCUCCAGUGCUGUGGUCGAGCCCUACAAUUCCAUCCUGACCACACACACCACCCUUGAGCAUUCAGACUGUGCCUUCAUGGUGGAUAAUGAGGCCAUCUACGACAUCAGUCAAAGAAACCUGGACAUCGAGCGCCCCACUUACACU
Pterocles gutturalis (yellow-throated sandgrouse) is the source of this 672-nucleotide messenger RNA. Its product is annotated as tubulin alpha-2 chain-like. The record is from RefSeq and is a predicted model, not a curated record. Gene Ontology annotation, molecular function: GTP binding; structural constituent of cytoskeleton. Gene Ontology annotation, cellular component: microtubule; cytoplasm. The transcript has 4 exons. Lineage: Eukaryota; Metazoa; Chordata; Aves; Pterocliformes; Pteroclidae. Gene Ontology annotation, biological process: mitotic cell cycle; microtubule cytoskeleton organization. The annotation marks the transcript as partial.